AUGGCUGGUUUUGAAUCAUUUUCCAUAGCAUUAGACGAGAGCACCGAUUUGUCUGACACAGCUCAACUGGCUAUAUUUAUUCGAGGUAUUGAUAAGGAGUUCACUGUUAUUAAGGAAUUGCUAGCUUUACAGCCGCUAAAAGCAACCACUACAGGAGAGGAUAUUUUUAAUGAAGUUCAAAAGUUAUUCACAAGUUUUGGCCUGCCAUGGUCAAAAUUAAUUGAAGUAUGCACUGAUGGUGCACCUUCUAUGGUCGGCUUACGAAAAGGUUUCAUCGGAAUUUUGAAUGAAAAAGCAACAGAAGAUGAUUUGAUAGUCCUUUAUUGCAUUAUCCACCAACAGAACUUGUGUUCUAAGUCCAUUCGACUCCACAAUGUUAUGAAUGUGGUAGUAAAAACCAUCAAUUUUAUUCGAUCCCGAGGGCUUAACCAUCGUCAGUUCAAGACGUUUUUGGAUGAAAUAUCAGCUGAAUAUAACGACGUAACAUAUUUUUGUGAAGUCAGAUCGAUGAGCAAAGGAAAAAUGUUGAAACGGUUUUCCGAGCUUAGGAAUGAGAUAGCAGACUUUAUGAAAAUAAAAGAUAAGCCACUAUCUGAAUUGAGUGACCCAAAAUGGAUAUGUGAUUUAGCUUUUCUGGUCGUCGAUCUUACAGGCUAUUUGAAUGAUUUAAAUUUGAAACUUCAAAAACAAGGACAGUUAGUAAAUGAUUUGUACAGCCAUUUGAAAGCAUUUCAGAUCAAACUACGCUUGUGGGAGUCACAGAUGCAGUCUGGUAACAGUUACCAUUUCAACACGCUCUCUGCGUAUGAAAAUAUUGCUUAUGCUCAAUAUGCUGAAGAACUCAAGUUACUGUCGGAACAAUUUUCGAACAGAUUUAGCGACUUCAAAAACAUGGAAGAAUGUUUCAAUUUAUUUGCUACUCCUACAAAAUGUAAUGUACAAAAUGCUCCAAUACACUUACAAAUGGAGUUAAUCGAGAUUCAAGAAAACUCACUCCUAAAAUCCAAAUUUGAAGACGUAGAGUUGUGCGAUUUCUACAAAAAAAACUAG
Diorhabda sublineata is the source of this 1050-nucleotide messenger RNA. RefSeq names its product general transcription factor II-I repeat domain-containing protein 2-like. The transcript has a single exon. Bases 1 to 1050 code for a protein of 349 amino acids. The record is from RefSeq and is a predicted model, not a curated record. NCBI's taxonomy places the organism in Eukaryota, Metazoa, Arthropoda, Insecta, Coleoptera, Chrysomelidae.